Molecule: messenger RNA, 2239 nt
Organism: Sabethes cyaneus
Lineage: Eukaryota; Metazoa; Arthropoda; Insecta; Diptera; Culicidae
Gene: grh
Product: protein grainyhead
Exons: 15
Coding region: 59-2239 (726 amino acids)
Biological process (GO): regulation of transcription by RNA polymerase II
Cellular component (GO): nucleus
Molecular function (GO): DNA-binding transcription activator activity, RNA polymerase II-specific; RNA polymerase II cis-regulatory region sequence-specific DNA binding
Source: RefSeq, a predicted model, not a curated record
GCAGUACACCCAGCAGCAGGGACCGGACGGGACGACGGUGUACGUGGUCGCAUCCGAUAUGAAUCCGGACGAUAUCAGCGCGCAGAUUCAGCAAAGCAACCCCACUGCAAAAAUUAACGGCCAAACCACGCCUCUGGAUGUUUCAGGCCUAUCGCAAAAUGAUAUACAAGGCAUACUGCUUGGUUCACACCCAUCAUCGCAGACGAUAAAUGUCAAACGUGAGCCCGAAGAUCUACGUAAAGAGCCGAAAAAUUCACGAAGUCAAAAGGUGUUGGUUGUUCAGCCUACAUCGCCGUCGAUACAGAUUAAAGAACCUCCACCCAGCCCUGGAAGUCCUUCGGCCGAAACCAUGUAUGCUGCCCCCGGCAGCACGCAGAUCUACCUACAGGGUCCAUCGCAUCAGGCAAGUUCGGCCGCCACAGCCGGUUCCAAUGUGAACACCAAUUCGCCCAGUCCCAGCUCCUACGAUCAGUACGGAAUGUACCAACAGAGACUAGGACCUGGUGGCGCAGCAUUUAUCGCUGAGCAGUACCCCUAUCGCGAGUACUUUGAUCCGCAGGGCUAUGCCCCGGCUCGUACCAUUUACGGUACGGCAGAUUCGGACGGACCCCAGCCAGCUACCACGUACGAGGGUCGCUACUCGUCCAAGACCGGUUCGAUCUACACCAAAACGAUCACCUCCGCCGGACUGACCGUGGAUCUUCCCAGUCCUGAUUCGGGUAUUGGUGCUGAUGCUAUUACUCCCAGAGAUCAGAAUAAUGUACAACCGUCCUUCGAUUAUACAGAACUGUGCCAGGCACCGGCCGGUUUAUUGGAUCCGAACUCGAGCGCUAUACCGGCAUCGGUCGCAAGCCUGCAGCGAAACCUGACGGUCAACGGUGGCCAGAACAGUCCUACGACCUCGAUUGGCAGUGCGACGGCUCCGCCCAGAUCCCGACCGUGGCACGAUUUUGGACGGCAAAAUGAUGCCGAUAAAGUGCAAAUACCAAAAAUAUUCUCCAACGUCGGUUUCAAAUACUAUCUGGAAAGUCCGAUUAGUUCGUCCCAGCGUCGAGAAGACGAUCGGAUAACCUACAUCAACAAGGGACAAUUCUACGGCAUUACACUGGAAUACAUCCACGAUCCGGAUAAGCCGCUCAAGAGUCAGACUGUAAAGAGCGUUAUCAUGCUAAUGUUCCGCGAGGAGAAGAGCCCUGAGGACGAAAUCAAGGCCUGGCAAUUCUGGCACAGUAGGCAACACUCGGUCAAGCAGCGGAUAUUGGAUGCAGAUACGAAAAACUCCGUCGGUCUAGUCGGUUGCAUUGAGGAAGUGUCACACAAUGCCAUCGCUGUCUACUGGAAUCCACUGGAAAGCUCUGCCAAGAUUAAUGUCGCAGUUCAAUGCUUAAGCACAGAUUUUAGCAGUCAAAAGGGUGUUAAGGGCCUGCCGCUGCAUCUGCAGAUCGACACGUUCGAGGAUCCACGGGAUACCAGCGUGUGCCAUAGGGGUUACUGUCAAAUCAAAGUUUUUUGUGAUAAGGGUGCUGAACGUAAAACACGCGAUGAAGAGCGACGAGCGGCUAAGCGUAAGAUGACGGCGACUGGCCGGAAAAAGCUGGACGAACUGUACCAUCCCGUAGUGGAUCGGUCGGAGUUCUAUCAAAUGAGUGAUCUGAUGAAACCACCGGUGCUGUUUACUCCUUCAGAAGACAUCGACAAGCUUACUUCGAUGGAUUUGCCAUUCUAUGGCCAUGAUGGAGAUUCUCUGUCCGGUGCAUCCGAUAACGUAAAAUCGCCAUUCUUGCUGCAUGCUAACAAACCCGCAACGCCCACGCUCAAGUUCCACAACCAUUUCCCACCAGAUGUCAAUACGGACAAGAAGGAUCCAAGUAUCAUUAUGGAUGGAUCGCUGGUGGGCAAUAUGUCCGAGUUUGGGUCUCAGAUCAAGCGACAACGGAUGACCCCACCGCUCAGCGAACGGGUUAUGCUCUACGUCCGACAGGACAACGAAGAUGUCUACACACCCCUGCACGUAGUUCCGCCGUCGACAGUCGGACUUUUGAAUGCUAUUGAGAAUAAAUUCAAAAUUUCGACGUCCAGAAUUAAUAACAUUUAUCGCAAAAAUAAAAAAGGGAUUACGGCGCGAAUUGACGAUGAUAUGAUCAGACACUACUGCAACGAGGACAUCUUCAUCCUGGAGGUACGACAGUACGAGGAGGACCUCUACGAUAUUACGCUGACGGAGCUACCGACGCACUGA